Molecule: messenger RNA, 1168 nt
Organism: Osmerus eperlanus (European smelt)
Lineage: Eukaryota; Metazoa; Chordata; Actinopteri; Osmeriformes; Osmeridae
Gene: cltrn
Product: collectrin, amino acid transport regulator
Exons: 7
Coding region: 98-796 (232 amino acids)
Biological process (GO): positive regulation of amino acid transport
Cellular component (GO): plasma membrane; extracellular exosome
Source: RefSeq, a predicted model, not a curated record
AGCUCCUCCUCUCAGCCUGAUCACCUGGACACCUCCUCCUCCUUGACUGCCUGGACUGGAUCUACAGGGAGUUAUUCAGCCCUGCCUGCUAGCUACCAUGUUGUCUCUACUGCUGCUCUGUCUGGCCCUGGCCCCGGCCCCGACCCUGGCACAAGACCCGACCCCGGCCCUGGUCCUGGCCCCGGCACAGGACCUCUGCAAGCCUGAAACUUCAAACGCAUACAAAGUGAGAAUCAGUGUGAAGACUGCCCUGGGAGAUCAAGCUUACGAAUGGAACGAAAGCGAGACGUUCCUGUUCCGAGCCACCAUCGCGUUCGCUAUGAGGCAGCACUUCGACACAGAGACCUACAAUGUCUCCAGCGUCCUGGUGUGUAACGAGACCCGCAGGGUGUCCUUCUGGUUCGUGGUGACGUCCCCUGAGGAUCAGUCUGUGCUGGUGGACAAGGACCAGGUGGAGAGGGCUAUCAGGAAGUACAGGCAUCGCAUCAACAACGUCUUCCUGCUGACUGACAGGACCCUGGAGUUCCUGGGCAUCCCCCCGACCUUUGCCACGCCGGUGAACCCCGACACGCCAGCCUGGCUCAUUGUGUUCGGGGUGGUAAUCGGGUUGGUGUGUGCUGGCAUCGUGGCCCUGUUAGUCUCUUCUGUCCUCCAGAGGAAACGAAAGAAGAGUGGAACGGCAGGUGAGGAGGAGGAGGGGAAGCCGGUGAAAGUGGAGAACGGAAUUGCUUGUGAGAACCUGGAAGGCGUUCAUAACGGAGCGUUCACGGACGAUGACCGCUUCACGAAGAUGUAACGGCUGUCGAGCGAGUACAGAGCGUGAGACAGCUCCAAAGAGACUUUAGACUGUUUGCCUAAAAGAAAAAAAAACGUACUCCAAGUAUGAUUCUGAAGGAUGUAUUUUUAGAAUGUAUAAUCAGCGGGGACUAUAAUUUGACAAAUAAUCCUCAUCACAUUUUAGAAUAAGACAAGAUGCAAGGUAUGCCAGUUUUUCAAGUUUUAUCCCAGCAUGUAGCCUAAGCAAGACUGGCAACCGAAUCAAACAUGAAGUCCCUUCGGUUUCUAUGGGCCUGAUUCUCUGUUUUAGCUUGUGAUCACAUUGUACAGUAUUUUCCACUGCUGUGUUUGCGUAAUGUUGUGUACUGUAUUUAAAUCCAUUUAUCCAGCC